UUUGAUGGCAAGAGUUGCAAACAAACGGCUUCAUCGGUGUUGCGGUCGUCUUGUUUUGUCUCAUUUCUGGUCUUUUCAUUCGUCACUUUUUUCUGUGGCGUUCGACGAAUGAGUGGCCGAUUCUAUUGGUCUCUCUCCUCGUGGUUGCCAUCACUGGUCAGUUCGGGACUCGCGAUACUCAUCGAGAGGCCUUCACGACGGCAAGCGUUAGCUGUUUACUGCGCAAACCUGGCCUCGCAUACAGCCAACAGGAGUUCCAGCGGACAGCACUUACUUCUACAACACAGUCAACACAUCGCCAAA
Molecule: messenger RNA, 303 nt
Organism: Medioppia subpectinata
Lineage: Eukaryota; Metazoa; Arthropoda; Arachnida; Sarcoptiformes; Oppiidae
Source: the annotation of a GenBank genome assembly